Rhipicephalus sanguineus (brown dog tick) is the source of this 1785-nucleotide messenger RNA. RefSeq names its product cytochrome P450 3A6. Gene Ontology annotation, molecular function: monooxygenase activity; oxidoreductase activity, acting on paired donors, with incorporation or reduction of molecular oxygen; iron ion binding. The record is from RefSeq and is a predicted model, not a curated record. The transcript is spliced from 14 exons. Lineage: Eukaryota; Metazoa; Arthropoda; Arachnida; Ixodida; Ixodidae. The coding region runs from base 205 to 1782 and encodes 525 amino acids.
ACCUGCAUGCGAUAAAGAGAAGUGCGAGCUCUUACAUAAAUAACGCUGAUGUGUCCAUCCACGAAGCCGCGUUCUCAGAGAAUACCUCUCGUGGUUGCUUUCUAAAAAUGGUUGUCCUGAAAUCACUCCUAGUGCCAGGGCCAGUGUAAGCCAAGACAUUCUCGAGGCAGCGAGACGCAUUGCUGUAUCGAACUAGAAGUAACAAUGUUCAGCGUUGACAGUGCCCUGCUUAUCGCAUUCAUCAUCUGCGCUUCCUUCAGUGCUGUUCGCUGGUUGAUAAGACAACGCAGGAAAUGCUUUGAUGCAUUUGAAGGCACCGGAGUACCGACUGUGCCACUGCGGAGCAUCAUCAAUGGCAAUUCUGACGAGUACUGGAAGCCCACAGUCCUCGAACGCCUGGACAGAUGGCUUGAAGAAUACGGAGACGUUUUUGGGUUCUUCAUUGGAGACACGCCAAUGGUCGUGGUGAAAGAUGUCGACAUGAUACAUGAUAUAUUCAUCAAGAACUCAAGCAACUUUCAAAGUCGCGGUCGCACAAUGCAUAUCUACGAAAUGGACCCCUUGUUCAAGAAGUACAUCAUCCUGUCAAAAGGUGCUGUGUGGAGAGAAUCAAGAACUUGCAUGUCACACUUCUUCACGGCGUCGAAGCUCAAAGCGGUGAUGCCCUCUCUGCUGCACGCACAGCAGCAGUUCAUCGAUGUUCUCGGCGAGCACGCCGACAGUGGAAUUGAGGCGGACAUCAACAGCCUGUGCGAACGCUUCACCUUCGAUGUGAUUGGCAAGUCGGCGUUCGGCAUCGACACAAACGUACAACGGAAUCCCGAGAUGCCAAUGUUUAGAGCAGCCCUGGAUGUCCUACCAAAUCUAAAUUCUGGAUUAGUCUACAAUUUAGGUCAGAAUCUUUACCAUUGGCCUUGGCUUUUGAAAAUACCGGCGAAGUUAAUUGCGGUUUUGUACACGAACCCUGUUUCCGACCUUACUAAGAGAGCCUCAGACGUCAUUCAAUUCCGGCGAAAGAAUCCACAGGUACAUCUGCCGGACAUGGCUCAGAUACUUAUCGACGGCCUAGCCAAUCCAGAAAGCUCCACCGAGAAAAAUAAUAAGGACCAGGUAGACAACACAGCCCCACUGCCUUCGGAGACGCUCAACCAAAUGUCUGCAAAUUGCAUGACAGUCUUUCUCGGAGGGUACGACACCACAAGACUGGCAUUCACGUACUGGUUUUAUCUUAUGGGAAAGCAUCAAGAUGUGCAAGAGAAAAUGCGAGAAGAGGUGAUUCGUGCUUUCGAAAAGGAGGGAGAUGUUUUAUCUUACCAAACACUCUUGACACUCCCAUACACAAACCAAGUCAUUUCUGAGACACUGAGGAUAUAUCCACCAAUAAUCUCGUUUACGUCACGGUGCCCUGACAAAGAUUAUUGCUACGGGAAAUACCUGAUUAAGAAGGGAACAUCUGUCAUGGUGCCCACAUACCAAUUGCAUCACGAUCCCAAAUAUUGGGACCAUCCUGAGAAGUUUGUACCCGAAAGGUUCAGUCCCGAGAACAAAGGUCGCAUCAACCCGACAGUUUAUCAGCCCUUCGGUCUGGGACCCCGCAUAUGCAUCGGCCAGCGUCUGGCGCAAGUAGAACUUGCUUCAGCUACUACAGAAGUCCUUCGUCAUUACCGCAUCAUGCUGGGCACCUCUCAGAAGAAAGACCUCGAGCUGGACACGUACUCUCACUUGGCCGUGCCUAAGGAAGCUGUUAAAAUUCGACUACACAGGCUCAGCCGCGAGAAAUGAAUC